GAACAUCAUCAUUCCCACUUCAGCAUCUGGUCCUCUACUUCCAUCAGCUCCAAUCAGCCCAUGUGGAAAUACAAAAAUGUAAACGUGUCCUUAUUUUUUCUUUUCUAGCUAAAGCUGAACCAUUUUUCUGUCGCCUGAAUUCUUCUCCGGCGAUGUCGUCGCCGGCUCCGGAGCUCACUCCCACCUUACCUCCUCCGCCUUCGGAUACCAACACCACUGCUUCUUCGCCUCCGCUGCCUGACACAAACUCCACUGCUUUGACGCCGCCGGUGACCAACUCAACAGCCCUUCCGCCUUCACCAGCGUCGGCUACUACGAAUGGAUCGACUACGCUAGGUUUAGUUCCGCCACCUUCGUCACGGGGACUGCCGCCGGGGACUCUUGCAGGGCUAAUAGUGGGAAUAGGUUUAGGAGCAAUAAUUGUGCUAAUUGCUGUCGGCAUAUUUUUUAUCUUUUAUCGAAGAAAGAAGAGAAAGGAAGCACUUGCUCACCUUCAUGGACCUAAAGACAAUAAAGUGACAUCAUUGCUAAGGCCUGCCCCUCCACCAGGAAUCUCACCAGUGUUUGGUCCUGCUUCCCACGAACCUCCUUUGACAAAUAGUGGUUUGGGCUCUGAGAAACCAUUUGCAUCAUCAUCUCCUAGCAUUCUUGGGUUGUCACAAGGUACCUUUACUUAUGAAGAACUAGCAAUGGCUACCAAUGGUUUCUCGGAUGCUAACCUUAUUGGUCAAGGUGGUUUUGGUUAUGUCCAUAAGGGAAUUCUCAAUGAUGGUAAAGUGAUUGCAAUUAAACAGCUCAAAGCUGGGAGUGGACAGGGAGAGCGUGAGUUUCAGGCAGAGAUUGAGAUCAUUAGUCGUGUCCAUCACCGUCAUCUUGUUUCACUGCUUGGGUACUGCAUUACUGGAGCCCAGAGGAUGCUUGUUUAUGAGUUUGUUCCGAACGACACCUUGGAAUUCCAUUUACAUGGAAAGGGGAGACCAACUAUGAACUGGUCAACCAGAAUGAAAAUUGCCGUUGGCUCAGCAAAAGGAUUGGCUUAUCUACAUGAAGAAUGUCAGCCCAAGAUCAUACACCGAGAUAUCAAGGCUGCCAAUAUUCUUAUUGAUGAUAGCUUCGAAGCGAAGGUUGCUGACUUUGGGCUUGCCAAGUAUUCUUUGGAUACAGAUACUCAUGUCUCCACUCGAGUGAUGGGUACUUUUGGUUACAUGGCUCCAGAGUAUGCCUCUAGUGGGAAGCUUACAGAGAAGUCGGAUGUCUUUUCCUUUGGUGUUGUGCUUCUGGAAUUGAUUACUGGUCGCCGGCCUGUUGAUAGAACUCAAACCUUUGAUGAUAGCAUAGUAGAUUGGGCAAGGCCUCUGCUCAAUCAAGCUUUGGAAAGUGGCAUCUAUGAUGCUCUAGCUGAUCCAAAAUUGCAGGACUAUGAUUCCACUGAAAUGACUAGAAUGAUUGCUUGUGCUGCAGCUUGCAUACGUCAUUCAGCACGGCUUCGGCCACGAAUGAGCCAGAUAAUUCGAGCUUUGGAAGGGAAUAUGUCUCUGGAUGAGCUAAGUGAUGGAAUCACUCCUGGUCACAGCACGGUGUAUGGUUCUUAUGGAAGCAUAGACUAUAGUUCUAGCCAAUACAAGGAAGACUUGAAAAGAUUCAGGAAGAUGGCACUAGAAAGUCAAGAACAUGUUAGUAGUGAGUACAGUGGAGUCACUAGUGAGUUUGGUCUGCAGCCAUCUAGCUCUAGCACUGAAGGCCAGCAAACUACACAAGAGAUGGAAGCACAGAAAAAGGAGACAGCAGUCAAGGGUUCCCACGAAAAUUCAUGACAGUUGAUGACAUUGUCUCAGUCCAUCAAAUUCACGUCAGCGAGCCUGCGCAAAAAUUAAUAUUUCGAUUCACCAUCAGUGGCAGGUCAAGUGCCCAUAAAAAUCAGCUUGAUAAAUGAGAUCUGCAAAAGAAAAAAAGAAGUAUUUAAACUUUAUCUGAAGAAUGAUUCUGAGGAGGUGUGGUUGAUCCUAUAAAAUCAAGACAAUUACCACUUAAUUCAUUAAUGAGACUAUGGUGAGGGACGUAGUAAAAUGGAACUGAGACACGAAUGAGAUAGGAUUUAUAUGAUUAGUUAGGCCAUUUUUUUGUAGAUGAGACAACUGUAUUCUGUGAGUCUCGUUUUGUGCCUUCUAUUGCUUGUAUAUGCUCAAGAAUAUGUAGUUGGUUUUUUGAUACGGUAGGGAAGAUCAAUUAACUUCCAUUUACCUUUUCAUGCGGCAACUUUGCUAAUUAUCAGUUACACCAUUGGCAUAGUAGUUUCUUGCGGCAUCCAUGAAGGAUCAAUUGUAAACCAAGCCACUCUAGCUUUUUGAUAUUUUACACUUCCAAGUUCUUUGUGCA
This is a messenger RNA of Ricinus communis (castor bean), 2376 nucleotides long. Its product is annotated as proline-rich receptor-like protein kinase PERK15. Gene Ontology annotation, biological process: protein phosphorylation. The transcript has 8 exons. NCBI's taxonomy places the organism in Eukaryota, Viridiplantae, Streptophyta, Magnoliopsida, Malpighiales, Euphorbiaceae. Gene Ontology annotation, molecular function: protein kinase activity; ATP binding. The record is from RefSeq and is a predicted model, not a curated record. The coding region runs from base 153 to 1814 and encodes 553 amino acids.